GAUCUACAUGGAUUAUAAUGCUACUACUCCUUUGGAGCCGGAGGUGAUUCAGGCUGUUUCUGAAGCUCUCCGAGACGCCUGGGGAAACCCGAGUAGUAACUAUGUAGCAGGUGCCAUGGCCAAAGAUAUUAUCAAUCAGUCCAGACAGAAUGUGGCAAGAAUGGUUGGAGGAAAAGCAGAGGACAUUGUUUUUACAUCAGGUGGAACGGAGGCCAAUAAUCUGGUGCUGCACACGGCGUUGGAGCACUUCAGAAAGACGUGCAGGGCUGCAGGCGAAGACCAUCUAAAUGGAAGCAGUGGUCUACCUCACAUCAUCACCUCUAAUGUGGAGCAUGACUCCAUCAAACUCGCAGCAGAGCGCCUGCAGAUGGAUGGCAAGGCAGAUGUAACCUUUGUGUCCGUGUCUAAAGUGACAGCUCGUGUAGACGUGGAAGAUGUCAUGGCUGCGGUGCAUCCCAACACUUGUCUCAUUUCUGUCAUGCUGGCUAACAAUGAGACGGGCGUCAUUAUGCCGGUUCAAGAGAUCUGCCAGAAAGUAAAGAUGCUGAACAAGCAGCAGGAGCGCCUCAGGAUCCUGCUCCACACGGACGCUGCUCAGGCUCUCGGCAAAAUCCACGUGGACGUCCAGGAACUAGGAGUGGACUUCCUCACUAUAGUAGGACACAAGUUUUAUGGCCCUCGAAUUGGUGCUUUGUUUGUGAAUGGCCCCGGAACGGAAACCCCUCUGUAUCCGAUGCUGUUUGGAGGAGGACAGGAGAGGAACUUCAGACCAGGAACAGAAAACACACCCAUGAUUGCUGGUCUAGGAAAGGCUGCAGAACUGGUGACCUCUAAUCUGCCACAUUAUCAGAGUCAUAUGGAAAAUGUUAAAGAGUAUCUGGAAGAACAGCUGCAGAGUGUGUUUAAAGAUAAGAUCCACUUCAACAGCCAUUACCCCGACUCUGCUGUCCUUCCUAACACCAGUAACGUGUCCAUCCUGGGACCAGCACUACAAGGUUGGAGGGUUCUGUCCAGAUGUAGGAGGCUGUUAGCCAGCGUCGGUGCCGCCUGUCACACUGCCAGUGGAAACAGGCCUUCCCAUGUCCUCCUGAGCUGUGGCGUGGCGUCUGCAGUGGCGGCUAACGCCUUGAGGUUGAGCGUGGGCAGGGGGACGUCCAAAGAAGAUGUGGACGCAGUUGUGGAGGACCUGAGGGACACCGUGCAGCUACUGGAACUAAAGAACUGAUGGCUGCCUUUCACUCUUUGUACAUUUAAAUAAGGAUGAACUGCCACGCACUGUUUGUUACUUUUUACAUUACUUGAGCUUUUUAAUCUAUGAGGUGUUUAAUUUAAAUAAUAAAGCAGGAGAACU
Molecule: messenger RNA, 1351 nt
Organism: Nematolebias whitei (Rio pearlfish)
Lineage: Eukaryota; Metazoa; Chordata; Actinopteri; Cyprinodontiformes; Rivulidae
Gene: scly
Product: selenocysteine lyase
Source: RefSeq, a predicted model, not a curated record